Molecule: messenger RNA, 1032 nt
Organism: Penicillium riverlandense
Lineage: Eukaryota; Fungi; Ascomycota; Eurotiomycetes; Eurotiales; Aspergillaceae
Product: IPI1/TEX10 family protein
Exons: 3
Coding region: 1-1032 (343 amino acids)
Biological process (GO): rRNA processing
Cellular component (GO): nucleus
Source: RefSeq, a predicted model, not a curated record
AUGGGGAACAGUGCCAAACGCAAGAAGGAGAAGCAGAAGGACUUCCAGAAACCCAAACUCAAGGUCGGCAAGGCUAAGGCCAAGCCCGACAAUUUCACCGACACCAGCUUUCGAUCCAAGGCGAUCGUUCUCACUCAGCAAUCUCUCCACCUCUCGGCCCCAUCCUUGAAUAGCCAGUUUUCUCAUCACCUGUCCUUGCUCUCGUCCAAGUCCGACAGCCAACGGCGCGAUUCUCUUGCUCACCUGACGACCUCGAUCGCCUCCCGUCCUGUGAAUUCACCUCUUCCGCAACCUGUUAGCGUCAUCCUUCCGUCUCUUCUCCCACUCAUUCUGGACGCGAGUAACACGGUACGCACACAGCUGCUCAAGCUCCUGCGCACGCUCCCGCGCAGCGACGUGGAGGAUCAUGUCUCGCAGCUCCUUCCAUAUGUCCGGGCAGGAAUGACCCACCUGGCAGCAGACAUUCGGGUUUCCGCUGUGGAAGUGCUGUCCUGGAUGGUGGAGGCGGCCGGAGAGCAAGUGGUAUCCUCCGCGGGCGGGUGGAUCAAGACGUUGAACUGCUUUUUCUCUGUCUUGGGCUGGCACACAGAGGAGUCGGCAAGGUGGUCGUCAAAUCGUGCAUCCUUUGGCAAGUCUGGGAGUCAAGGCAGGCCUAUGGUCAAGGUGCUGGGGGCGCUGGCGGAAUUUUUGAACGCUGGAGUCGGCCAACCAACAAUAGCCGGGGAUGACCCACUUGACUCGGAUGAUGAAUUGGCUGAAUGGCCGUUCCCCCUCUGCCAGACAUCUCAACACAUGGUUUCCCAGUCAUCUGCCACAUACGCAUAUCUGAAUCUGUUUGGGCAACCACGCGAUGAGGAAGGCGAGAUGUACGAAACCCGGGAGGAUCGGUAUCGGGUGUUUACAAGUCGGUUCUUACCAGCGAUUGAGCGCGGGCUGAAGAGUGCGCGCGAAGAAGGCGGAGAGUUGGGCCGUGCUUCCUCCGGCGUGAGCAAAGUGGUCAAAGAAGCUGUUUCUUAUGGUUUGGGUCCAUGA